Molecule: messenger RNA, 1701 nt
Organism: Fukomys damarensis (Damara mole-rat)
Lineage: Eukaryota; Metazoa; Chordata; Mammalia; Rodentia; Bathyergidae
Gene: Cpvl
Product: carboxypeptidase vitellogenic like
Exons: 14
Coding region: 93-1535 (480 amino acids)
Biological process (GO): proteolysis
Molecular function (GO): serine-type carboxypeptidase activity
Source: RefSeq, a predicted model, not a curated record
CUCAUCUUUGCUGAAGUUGCUGUUCCAUUCACUGGCGGUUCCUUUGCUGAGUGCCACCACCUUUUAUUCUCAUCACCUUUGACUCUGAAGAAAUGGUUGGUGCCAUGUGGAAGGUGAUCAUUUUCAUGGUCCUGCUGACAUUCGGCCCCUGUGAUGGGCUGUUUCAGUCCAUAUACCGAAGGGCCCAGGUAUCCAUGCCACCCAGGGGAGAUGCAGGACAGCCUUUAUUCCUUACCCCUUACAUAGAGGCUGGGAAUCUCAAGGAAGGGAAAGAAGUGAGUUUGGUCAGACCUUUUUCAGAAUUGAAUGUGAAGAGUUACGCUGGCUACUUCACUGUGAACAAGACUUGGAACAGCAACCUCUUCUUCUGGUUCUUCCCAGCUCAGAUACAGCCGGAGGAUGCUCCAGUUGUCCUCUGGCUUCAGGGUGGACCAGGAGGCUCAUCCAUGUUUGGACUCUUUGUAGAACACGGGCCUUAUGUCGUCACAUGUAACAUGACUGUUCGUGCCAGAGAUUUCCCUUGGUCUACCACACUGUCCAUGCUUUACAUCGAUAAUCCGGUGGGCACAGGCUUCAGUUUUACUGAUGACACCAAGGGAUAUGCGGUCAACGAGGAUGAUGUGGCAAGAGAUCUGUACAGUGCACUAAUUCAGUUUUUCCAGUUGUUUCCUGAGUAUGGAAAGAAUGAUUUUUAUGCCACUGGGGAGUCUUAUGCAGGAAAAUAUGUGCCAGCCAUUGCACACUAUAUCCACUCUCUCAACCCUGUGCGGGAGUUCAAGAUCCACCUGAAAGGAAUUGCUCUUGGAGAUGGAUAUUCUGAUCCUGAAUCAAUUGUUGGGGGCUAUGCAGCGUUCCUGUAUGAAAUUGGCUUGUUGGAUGAGAAGCAGAAAAACUACUUCCAGAAGCAGUGUGAUGAGUGCGUAAAACACAUCAAGGAGCAGAACUGGCUGAAGGCCUUUGAAGAGUGCCAGGUACUGGAUGCACUGUUAGUUGGAGACUUAACAAGUGAGCCUUCUUUCUUCCAGAAUGUGACAGGAUGUACUAGUUACUAUAACCUUUUACAGUGCACGGACCCCGAGGACCAAAGUUACUUUGGAAAAUUUUUGUCACUCCCAGAAGUGAGACAAGCUAUCCACGUAGGAAAUCGGACCUUCAGUGAUGGAGCUGAAGUUGAAAAAAACUUGCGAGAAGAUUCAGUGAAAUCAGUUAAGCCAUGGCUAACUGAAAUCAUGAACAACUAUAAGGUUCUGCUCUACAAUGGCCAGCUUGACAUCAUCGUGGCAGCUUCCUUGACAGAGCGCUUCUUGAGGACCAUGGACUGGAAAGGGACCCAGCAAUACCACAGGAUAGGAAGAAAAGUUUGGAAGAUCUUUAAAUCUGAUAGUGAAGUGGCUGGUUACGUCCGGCAAGUGGGUGACUUCCAUCAGGUCAUUGUUCGAGGUGGAGGACAUAUUUUACCCUAUGACCAGCCUCUGAGAGCUUUUGACAUGAUCAAUCGAUUCAUCUUUGGAAGAGGAUGGGAUCCUUAUGAUUGAUAAACUACUUUUCCACAUGAGAACAUCGGGAAUUUUAACCUUUGAAAAGAAAAUUUGGAAAACUAAAAGUGUCAUGUAGAUAAGAAAUGUAUCUUUUUAUAACCGCAAGAUGUUUCUCAUCAAUAAAAAUUAGUUACCCUUUGAAACACAUGAGCUUUUAAUUUGC